Molecule: messenger RNA, 522 nt
Organism: Striga asiatica
Lineage: Eukaryota; Viridiplantae; Streptophyta; Magnoliopsida; Lamiales; Orobanchaceae
Source: the annotation of a GenBank genome assembly
AUGGAGAAAGGGGACAAGGGGAGAUUUAGCUUCUUGAUCGCACUCCUCGUUAUCUUCUCGAACUCGCACUAUCUGUGGGAGGAAGGUGAGAGUCGAACCGGAGUCCACCAACAUCCCGCCCUCAUGUUUCCUGGUAUCCCUCCUAAAGAGAUGGCGGCUGGUCUUCAGCCAUAUGUCCCCGAUGCCAAUAUCCACGAGGUUCACGUAGUACUUGUCCUCGACCGUCAGUGGGGUUCGUGCACCCCACAUCCUGACAUCUUUUCCGAUAGCAAGCAUGUUGUAGGGGUAUUCCGGAUCGCUCAAGUCCCCGAAGCAGUACGAGAACUUGGAGGCUUUGAAGGAGAUAGGGAUAUUGCCCAACCCGAAGAUCCCGUUGUAGUUCUUGUCGCCGGUGUUGUGAGCGCACCCAAAGGCGAGGUUUGGGACCACCUCGUCCUGGUGCUUGCCAAAUCUGAACGUUUCCCGACCGAGAUUCCCCUCGCAAAAGGUGGUUCCAUACCUCACCUAAUGAAUAGGUUGUAG